ACACUUAUAAUGUAAACACUUAGUGUCGGUAAAUCUGAUAACGAUUUGAACACCCCUUUUGUAAAAAUCGACAUAUAGAUAUUAGUAAGAAAAACUAUACAAUUGUUUCUUUCCUUAUUAAACGUGUAUUCAUAUUAUUGUUAUUUGAACUAUCCAGCAUCGCUCUUGAUGACUUCCUUCCUGCGUUCAACGACGUCAGAGGGAAACGUUCUCACUUCAUAUUGCUAAUAUGGCAGCGCUAUCGGGUCGAGGCGAUACGGUUCAGUCACUGAAUGCAAGUGGGCGGAGCCAACGAUACAAUGAUGUGCUGUGUCUUUUUCUGGAGCUGAAAAGGGGGAGGCUCCAUACCUGGAGCAUGCAGGCAGUGGCAAUGGCAGUGACCAGAUGUUGGACCUGGGAGCCGCACUUCUUAACAAUUUCAUCUAUGAACGGGUUCUUCGCCAUGGAGACUGCGAUGCUGAGGAUGUUAAACGACACUGCUCUUCAGCCUACUAAAGAUGUCUUUGUUAAAGUGGCCCUUGAGAUUUUCUCUGAUGGGAAGUUCAACUGGGGAAGGGUGGUGGCACUUUUUUACUUUGCAUGUCGGCUUGUCAUCAAGGCCAUUACAACAAAGAUUCCUGACAUUAUCAGAACCAUCAUCAGCUGGACCAUGUCCUACAUUCAGGAACAUGUAAUUAACUGGAUCAGGGAACAGGGUGGAUGGGAGGGAAUUCGCUCUUACUUCGGGACCCCCACAUGGCAGACCAUCGGGGUCUUCCUGGCUGGAGUUCUCACCACUGUGCUGGUGAUCCGCAAAAUGUGAAGUCAUGAACGAAGAGGAAGAUGGAGCGAGUGAGAAAAGACCAGCAAAGGGGAACUAAAAGAUGAGGGGGAAAUGGAAGAGAGCAAAGAAAUGUGAACAGACUAAUAAGAGAGUUGAAAACAGUGUCAACUCCGAGAAAGAGAGAGAGAGAGAGAGAGAGAGAGAGAGAGGUGGAAGAAGUGAGAGUCAAGCAUGAUGCAGAUGUUUUCAAUCACUCUUGAUACUUCUGAGCCUUUGCCCUUUCCAGUCUAUACAUUAAUCUCUGUAAUAUUUGCACUAAAAAUGAGCGAGAGAUUAAUUCGGAAGUUCAGGUUUAGGUAUAAUUUUAGUUAUUUAUUUUUUGACUUUGGGUUAUGGGUGUUUCGGUCAUAUAAGUUACUAGAUACAUUGGAUAUUUGAUUUAAUAUAUUGACAUUUUCAAGGCUGAAAUUACUGUUAUCAUUUCAUAUUCUAUAUUAGUUUAUAAGUCAUAAAGAAUUUAUAUGCAAUGGCGGUCAAAAUUGAUAUGAUAAGGUUUAUAAAUCUGUAACUGUUAAAUCUAAACCUUGUUUUAUCCGAAUGUCAUAUUGUCUGUCUUCUGAAAUAAUAGGAAUGGGCUCAAGGGUGGAUUCUGCUGACGUCUGAAUUUCUCCUUUCUUCAUCAUUUCUCUCUUCUUUCAAGAUCUCGUUCAGUUCAUCACAAUACUAUGAAAUGUUUAAAUCUGGUUUGUGCUUCAUUGAUGAAGGUUAGGCCUCUGAAGCGUACGUGUAGUGUUUGCAACAGAAUUUGAGCAGGGGAAUACAUCGCAGCCAACCAAUCAGCACUGUGUUUGUGAUGUGAGGGAGUGUCCAAGUUAACGUAUGGUAAGCAAUUGCCGUAACAGGGAUGGACAAUAGUGAUGACUUUUAAAUGCAUUACAAUUCUCUGGGCCAUGUUUUUUACAGAACCAAAUCAGUGGCCUGUCUGACUAUCCAGAUAUAUAGGAUAGACACAUUUUAAACUUGAAUGGAUUGCAGUUCGUUUUGCUCGGUCUGGUGCAAACACUUGGUGCAUUUGUAAUACCCAUACAGAUUAUUAUCUGGGACUUGCGAACAGACCAGUUGAGCUCUUCCCCUCAGCAAAGUCUUCUCAGUACUGUAUUUUUAAUGUCGGUUAGUCAAACCCACAGCGCUGUUUGCCCUUUUUUUAUACGUAUCUUUAAUUUUUGGUUGUUUGGAUAAAGUUAUCGCUUUGCUUUUUAUUGAUUCUUUUGUUGAAAGUGCCUUGGCCUUUUAUGAUACUAGCCACCACUUUUUCAUCUUUUUUCUACAUCUUUGUACAUUGGUAUGAAUUGUGCACCCUAAGGAAGUCUAUGUACUGUGAGCCCAUGAGUUUGUUUUGUAAGAUGUAAAAUAAAACAAACAAACUGUUUUUAUGGAUUUCAA
This is a messenger RNA of Misgurnus anguillicaudatus (oriental weatherfish), 2206 nucleotides long. RefSeq names its product apoptosis regulator BAX. Gene Ontology annotation, cellular component: mitochondrial outer membrane. Gene Ontology annotation, biological process: extrinsic apoptotic signaling pathway in absence of ligand; intrinsic apoptotic signaling pathway in response to DNA damage; release of cytochrome c from mitochondria. The record is from RefSeq and is a predicted model, not a curated record. Lineage: Eukaryota; Metazoa; Chordata; Actinopteri; Cypriniformes; Cobitidae. Gene Ontology annotation, molecular function: channel activity; BH domain binding.